This is a messenger RNA of Sporothrix schenckii 1099-18, 276 nucleotides long. RefSeq lists its product as uncharacterized. Lineage: Eukaryota; Fungi; Ascomycota; Sordariomycetes; Ophiostomatales; Ophiostomataceae. Bases 1 to 276 code for a protein of 91 amino acids. The transcript has 2 exons. The record is from RefSeq and is a predicted model, not a curated record.
AUGACGCUGACUGCCGGCUUCCACGGCGCAGCAAUGUCGAGCCACAGCCCGGCCUCCCGGCGAAGCACGACGCAGGCUCUAGGAAGGGGCAAGGGGCCACAGAGCAGCCCGUCGCUAUGGAAUCACGCCCGGGGCAGACUCUCGCCCAUUGUGCGGGCUGACGGGCUGGCGGGCUGGCGGGCUGGCGGCCUUCUGGCACCUUGCGCGACUUUUACGGCGCUUCUCUUGGCGCUCCCAUUCCCAGAGGCCGCGCUUCCCGUGGCAUCAAGUGGCUAG